Molecule: messenger RNA, 1380 nt
Organism: Pichia membranifaciens NRRL Y-2026
Lineage: Eukaryota; Fungi; Ascomycota; Pichiomycetes; Pichiales; Pichiaceae
Exons: 1
Coding region: 187-1014 (275 amino acids)
Source: RefSeq, a predicted model, not a curated record
GCGGACUUGCCCCAUUCUGAUUUGCGCCAAGGUUGUUUGUUGCCAGAUAGCUGUGCUCUGGGUCCUCUCUUUCUGGUGGCAAAGCAAGGUAAAUUGGAGUGGUUCCUGCUGGUUGUUUACACACGAGCACCACCACACACUCACACACACAAACACAGACUGCGAAAGCGAGGUGAACACUAAGACAUGGCAGAGCUAAUCACAAAGAAACAGAAGCUCAAUUUGAAAGCAUACCACCAUGUGGCUUCCUACCCGGUUUUGGAGGAGACGGCAGACUAUGCCGUGUCGUUUUCGUUUGUCAAGCUGCUAGCUGAUCAGGCGUCCAGCACGUUGCACCAGCUCCUUGCGUACCUAUCCUCGUUCGAGUUGGUGGUAUCCUACUGGAACUACAUCGACGCAACGUUGGAAGGCUGGUUGAGCAGCUUGGACGGCAGGGUCCCGAUCCUCAAGUCGGCCUCCUUCCAGUCGGCGUACAAGGGCGUUCAGGACUACUACAACUCGAUCAUUGCUAGCAUAAGCGCAAAACUGAGCUCGUUAUCAAAGUCCGUGCAGCCAGCCGCGGACAGAGUCACCAAGUUCUUUGACCCGGUUCUCAAGGUUACCAACGACUACUACGAGUAUGUGCUCAACUUGAUUCUGCCAUACUCCAAGCAACUGGAGGCAGACCUCAAGGAGGCGCCGGAAACUGUGAGAACGCAGUACCAGAGAACGUUGUCCCUCUUUGGCGAGACUUACCACCGGCUUUCUUCCACUGCGUCGAACGUGUCCAAGAUCCCAUCCCACGUCACCACUACCUACAAGAACGAGUUGAAAGAGUCGACGUCCACCACACAAGCGGUCUCAAAGACAACCAGAAAGCUCUCAAACGACGCCUACCAGACCAUCAAGCCCACUUUGGACCGGGUGGUUGGCGUCGGCAACAACGCCGCCACCUCCACCAUCGACAAGGUGGAGCCUGUCGUCGGCGAGUUGAAGGAUUCGAUUGCCCACGCCACUGGCGUUGAAGUUCACUGAUGGGGAAAAGCUAAGGACCUUGGACAGGUCUAAUUUUUACCCCUUUUCCCCCCUGGUCUGAUUUAAUUCAUAUUCAAUUCUCCCUAUAUUUGUCUUUCAUACUGAACCCAGACGGGUUGUUGUUCUUGUUCCCCUAUCCCUUAUUUUCUCGCCCAUACCUGUUUUUCUCCUUCUCCCCCAUUCUUUAUUCCUUAUCUUUUUUUUCCUAUCCCUCUCCUGCCCCUUAUUCCUUUUAUAACUUCUGCAUGCUCAUGCGUGCACGCGUUCGGCCGGUGUCUAUUUUUCUUUGUUUGUGUCUCUUGCUCCCGUCGCUAUUGUCUUUAAUAUUAUCCGGUGUCUAUAUAAAAAUUCCACUGUUCACAUAUA